Molecule: messenger RNA, 2820 nt
Organism: Cetraspora pellucida
Lineage: Eukaryota; Fungi; Glomeromycota; Glomeromycetes; Diversisporales; Gigasporaceae
Source: the annotation of a GenBank genome assembly
AUGAAAGAAAGCAUUAAAGACUACAAAAAAAGGCUUCAUUAUGAACAGCAACAAUACUACAGAAAUAAAAAAAAAAAACUUAUCUCUAACAACAGAGAAGAACUUAUAACCAAUCAUCAAAUUGGAGAAACAAGCUAUGCAGCUACUCUACAAGUUGAACUAAGCCAAGAACUUGAAGCUAACGUAAGCACUUUGAAUCUUGAUUUUAGGCCUAUCCAAGAUGAUUUAACUAUUGUUUCUACUGCCUUAGUUGCUAAUAUUUCUUUAGUUACAGCUCAACUACAACAAUUAAAAGCACAUAAUAUUAGAAUGUAUAAUUCUGCAUUAGCUUUUAUGUUUAUAGGUGUGACAAUUGAUCAUAGUGUAACAGGAACAAGUAGCGUUUAUAGCUUCUGCAUCCAUGAUGAAAUGUAUUAUAGCAUAGGUUUUUUAUUUCCUGAAGAAAAUAAUAGCAACAAUCAACCUAAAUUUGCACAAAUCUAUAUAUAUGAUACUGAGCAUGAAUUGCAAAAUAGGAUGAAUCAAAUGUUAUAUGAUAUUAAUCCCUAUUGCAGAAUAUUUAACCAAGCUACUAAUAUAUUAAAUUCAAAUUCAAUAUUUAACUUUAGGAUGGUAAUCACUGACAGUAGAUCCAAAGACUCUAGGCAUUAUAAUACUCCAACUACUUCAGAAGUUGCAAUAAUUAUGGUUGGAAUUAAAAGGAUAUCUGAGCUUCAUCAUGCUUAUGAAUCAUUGCACUAUGUCCUUAUGUUUCCAAGAGGUGAAGAUGGUUGGCAUUUAUAUAUACCUACUACUGAUAUGUCUUUUUCUAUAUCACUACCUAGCAAUUCUGAACCCGAACUCCUGAUAAUAGAUGAAGAAGAAGGAAUAUGUAUAAUAAAAUAUAUUACUGCUAUGAAAUAUUAUGCAUAUCAUCUUUACCUUGGCUGUCCAAAUAAACUAAUAGUUAUAUAUUUAUUUGGUCGACUAUUUCAACAGUGGGUUGUUGAUAUUGGCUUACAAGACACAAUGCAGGCAAGAGACAGUAUAACUACCAUGUCAAAUGUAGGCCAACAUGUCAUUUUACCUUCAAUACUUGGAAAACCUAAUCUUUUUAUCACAAUAACUUGCAAUCCACAAUGGCCAGAAAUUACUAAUGCUCUUCUUUUAGGUCAAACUUCACAAGACAGACCUGAUUUAAUAGCUUGUGUUUUUAACUUAAAAUUAAAGACCUUAUUCAAAGUAAUUUUAAAAGAAGAAAUUUUAGGAAAAAUUAUCACUUAUAUUUAUACUAUAGAAUUCCAGAAACGUGGAUUACCUCAUGUGCAUUGUCUUUUUAUUCUUGAUCCUGCUUAUAAGCCCAACUCAAUUGUUAAUUAUGAUCCCAUUGUAUCAGCUGAGAUUCCAGAUGCAAAUAUUGAUCUUUAUAUCUUUAAAACUAUAAAAUGUUCUAUGAUGCAUGAUCCAUAUAAAAAAACUGUCAUUAAUAAUGACAGUUAUCCUGUCUAUAUGCAAAGAGACAAUGAUAGAACUGUAGAAGUUCGACAUGAUUAUGCUACUAUAGAACUCAGAAGACCAGCCAAUGAGCAUGAACAACAUGUGAAUAUUGAUGAAAUAAAUCUCUAUCUUGAUGCUCAAUAUGUUUCUGUAUCAGAAGCUUCUUGGAGAUUAUUUUAUUACAAGUUGCAUAAUAGAAAUCCAGCUAUUAUGCAACUUCAAAUUCACCUUUCUGGAAACAUAGAAGAAGCCUAUGAUGCUUUAGGUUUAUUACAAAAUAAUGAUAAAUGGGAUCAAUGCUUAAGUGAAUCUGCAUUUAUACAAUCUGAGUCUCAACUACAUUAUUUGUUCGCUACUCUUCUCUUAUUUUGUAACCUUAUUCAUCUUGAGGCUUUAUGGGAAAAAUAUUUUACUUCACUUAGCGAUGACAUUAGAUUACAAUUUUCUGAUAUUAGUAACUCUAAUACUAAUUUGCAAAAUCAAGCUUUAUUCUACUUACAGUUUAUUUUAAAUAAGCACAGCAGAUCUCUUCAAGAGUUUCCAAAUAUGUCUAUACCACAUAUUAUAUCUGAUUCUGACCAAAGUAUACAGCUACUUGCUGAAGAAAAAGACUAUAAUAUCAAAGACCUCAUUCAUACUAUCGAAACUAGAAUUCCUCUGUUAAAUACUGAUCAAAAAGCGAUUUUUUCCAAAGUGAUAUCGGCUAUUGACAUUUGUACACCUACAGUAUUAUUUGUUGAUGAUCCAAGUAAAACAGGAAAAACAUUCCUUUAUAACAUAAUACUUGCAAAAGUUCAUUUAAGUGGUCAUAUUGCUCUUGCUGAUGAAGCUCCAAUAGCAUAUAGAAAUGCUCCAGAAGCUUUAAAUCGAAUCUUACAAGAUCUUAUGAAAGCUAUAGAUCCUUUUUUUGAACAUUUGCCUUUUGAAGGUAAAGUUGUUAUAUUUGGAGGUGAUUUUCAUCAAAUCUUUCCUAUUGUAGUAAAAGGUAGCUGUGAAGAUAUUGUAGGAUCCUGCUUAAAACACUCACCUCUUUGGACUAAUAUCGAUGUUAUGUUCUUGAAAACUAAUAUGUGCCUUUUAAAUUCUACUAAUACUUCUAAUAUUUUUGAGAAAACUGAGUUCACCGAAUGGCUUCUUAAAAUUGGUGAAGGUCUUAUCCCUACAAUUGACAACCAAAGUGAUACUAUUCAACUUCCAAGAAAUAUACAUACAAUCCUUACUCCUAAAAAUGACGAUGUUAAUACUAUUAACUCUACAAUUAUGUCUUAUUUUCCAGAAGAACUGAUUCAAUAUCUUAGCACUAAUACAAUUGAGAAGCAAAAUGACAAUAUGCACAUAUAUCCU